GGUGUGGAUAUGCCUUGUCUUCUGCUGCUCUUAUUUUUAAAUAGAAGCAUCUUCUUAGCAUCACCAAGCUCCCACAGAGAAUUUAGCAUCAACAAUGGCUUCCCAAAGUAAAUUCUCUACAAUCUUCUUUUUCAUCCUUACGGUAAUGAUUCUUCCAAGUAGAACAAAUUCAAUCUCUUUCGAUUACCCAAGUUUCCAGCCAAACAGUCAGAAAAUUUUGCAUGAAAACGAUUCAUUCCCGUCGACUGAAGGCAUUCAACUAACAAGGAACAGAAUCAAGGAUAAUCUUCAAGGUAGCGUUGGGCGUGCAACCUAUGAAGAUCCUAUACAUCUUUGGGAUCGAGCUUCUGGAAGGGUCACAGAUUUUGAAACGCAUUUCUCAUUUAUCAUGGAGGCAGUAAAUAAUAUGUCUUACGGUGAUGGUAUCACUUUUUUCCUUGCUGCUAAUGGGUCUAGAGUUCCUCCAGAGUCAGCUGGUGGACAUCUAGGCCUACUCAGUCAGGAGAAAGCUUUGGUCAACUCGACUGAGAAUAAAAUUGUUGCGGUUGAAUUCGACAGUUUUCAGAAUGAAUGGGAUCCAAGUUCAGAUCAUGUCGGCAUCAACGUUAACUCGGUGAUCUCUGUGGCUAAUGUUUCAUGGAGCAGUAGUAUUAAGGAUGGAAGAACAGCUAAUGCUUGGGUGACUUACAAUUCUACUACGAAAAACUUGAGUGUUUUUCUAUCUUAUGCAAAUAAUCCUGUUUUCAGUGGGAAUUCCAGUUUGUUCCAUAUUGUUGAUCUAAGCAAAUAUCUUCCAGAGUGGAUUACUGUUGGAUUUUCAGCUUCUACGGGGAUAUCGAUUGAAACUCAUACCAUCCUUUCUUGGCAGUUCAGUUCGACAUUGGAAGUGGCUAAUAAUACUCAACAAAUUGAGAGUCCGCCUGAAAGAAUUGAGAAGCCCAAGAACAGUAAAAUUGGAUUGGUGGUGGGUCUUGUAAUUGGUGUUGGUGUUUUAAUUUGUGUGAUUGGUUUUGCUUUGUUUAUUCGAUCGAAGAAGAGAAAAAGCUCGAACAACUUUGAGGAUGAUGGAGCGAAUUCCGACAUGUCUAUGGACGAUGAAUUCGAGAAAGGAACGGGUCCGAAGAAGUUCUCAUACAACGAACUGGUUAGUGCAACAAAUAAUUUCGAAGGGGGAGGCAAACUUGGAGAGGGAGGAUUUGGAGGAGUUUACAAAGGAUUAUUAAGUGAUAAUACAUAUGUCGCCGUUAAGAGGGUUGCAAAAGGAUCACAUCAGGGAAAGAAAGAAUAUCAAUCGGAAGUAAGGAUUAUCAGCCGGCUACGACACAGAAAUUUGGUUCAACUCAUAGGAUGGUGCCAUGAAAGAAGUGAACUGCUUCUCGUGUACGAAUUCAUGCCAAACCGGAGCCUCGAUAACCAUCUCUUUCGUGGGGAAAAUGUUCUUUCUUGGGAAGUUAGGUACAAAAUAGCUCUUGGUAUAGCUUCUGCGUUGCUGUACUUACAUGAAGAAUGGGAGCAAUGCAUAGUUCACAGAGAUAUUAAAUCAAGUAAUGUAAUGCUGGAUUCAAAUUUUAACGCUAAACUCGGGGAUUUUGGUUUAGCAAGGCUUGUCGACCAUGGACUAGGUUCUCAAACAACAGUUUUAGCCGGAACCAUGGGAUACUUAGCACCUGAAUGCGUUACUACAGGUAAAUCAAGCAAGGAAUCCGAUGUUUAUAGUUAUGGAAUUGUUGCACUUGAAAUUGCUUGUGGGAGAAAGCCAGUCGAAGCAAACAGGAAAGUUUUAGUGGAGUGGGUUUGGGAACUUUAUGGAAGUGGAAACAUAAUUGAAGCAGCAGAUGAGAAACUAAAUUUGGAUUUCGACGAACAACAAAUGCAACAUUUGAUGAUUUUAGGCUUAUGGUGUGCUCAUCCUGACCACACAGCUAGACCAUCCAUCCGGCAAGUGCUUAGUAUUCUUAACUUCGAAUCUCCAUUGCCUAGUCUCCCACCAAAGUUACCUACGCCGGUGUAUUAUUCACUUCCGAUCAAAAUGUGUAAGCACUUUUACGGUGAUUUCACGAUUUCGCAGACAGAUGGUAGUCGGUGUACUUGCAGUAGCUGUACCUACACGAGUUCUUCUCAGGUGACUGCGUCUUCUACUAGUUCUUCAUAUACAAUAUCUCUUUUACACUCGCGGUAAACUAAAUUUGGGAUAAAUGUAUAGUAUUUGACGAGUAGUUUUGCGUUGAUUUUUUUGUUGUUGUUGUUGAAACGUUCUCCCAAUUUUUUUUUUCUUUAGGUUAUUUUAUUUUACUUGUUCCGACUCUAGUUGUCAUGUGCAAUGUACUCCAAGGUCCAAACAUAGAAGUUUGCUCUUGGAAAAGGUCACAAACGAAGAUGUACGUAUUGAAAAUGUAUUAUACCAUUUUUGGAACAUUUCUAUGAGCCUCUAGGUCAAAGAUGGUGGCUUAUAUUCUGACUCUAGUUGUUUUCUCCUAAUCGGGAGAUUUUUUCUGGAGCUAAAUCAUUUUCGCCAUUAUUAUUUUC
Molecule: messenger RNA, 2526 nt
Organism: Papaver somniferum (opium poppy)
Lineage: Eukaryota; Viridiplantae; Streptophyta; Magnoliopsida; Ranunculales; Papaveraceae
Product: L-type lectin-domain containing receptor kinase IX.1-like
Exons: 1
Coding region: 95-2179 (694 amino acids)
Biological process (GO): protein phosphorylation
Cellular component (GO): plasma membrane
Molecular function (GO): protein kinase activity; carbohydrate binding; ATP binding
Source: RefSeq, a predicted model, not a curated record